AUGAUGAUGAUGAAGAAGAUGGAUUGGAAAGGAAGAAUGAUACUAGUGAUUCUCUCUCUAACAGUCAUUUUGUUGACUCUUUGUCUAUGGGAUGACUCUUCUUCUUCAACUUCUUCUUUUUCUUCCACUUUUACAAUGGGAAGAAGAUUACUGCAAAUAGGUAACACCAACUCAACAUCGUCGAAUUUUUUUUCGAGGGUUGAUCCUCUAGACGAUUUUAAGAAAUAUAAAGGGGGUUUUAACAUCACAAACAAGCAUUACUGGAGUUCAACCAUAUUUACAGGCGUAUAUGGGUAUGCAAUUGGGACUGUUUGGCUCUUGUCUGGUUUGAUAUAUGGGUUGUUUCUCUUGGUAGCUCAAUCCUGUUGCAGAACCAAACGAGUCUUGAAGAAGAAGAAAAAACCCUACUGUAACCGGCGGCACUGCUAUGUGUGUUGUAUUCUUAUUGUCUUCUUCACCAUCCUAACAAUUGUAGCGAGUGGGUUAGUGCUGGGUGGAAAUGUUAAGUUUCAUUCGAGGGCGGAAAAGGUGGUGGGCAUUAUAGUUGGAAAGGCAAACACAGCAUCGGAAACCAUUUACAACACAGCCGAAGCAAUGAAGAAUGUGAAUGUCAACUUACAGUUAACCAAUUCGAGUAGUAGACAGGCAUUCAGCUUCAUUGACUCCACUUCUAAACAACUUGAUUCUCAAGCUGCGGAAAUACAGAGACAUGCCAAGAAGAACAGACAUUUGAUCAAUAAAGGCUUGAAGCUAGCAAACAUAUUAACAGUACUAGUGGUGUCACUAAGCAUGGCCGCUCUACUCGCACUUCCAGUUCUUCAACUCUUGAAACUAAGGCGAACGCUUUAUUUAUUGCUCAUUCUCUGCUGGAUGCUGACAGUAAUCAGUUGGUUGUCUUUUGGGGCUUACUUUUCCAUCCACAAGUUUGCAGGAGAUGCAUGCACGGCGUUUGAAGACUUCCAGCAAGAUCCUUAUAAUAACAGCUUGAGUUCAAUUUUACCAUGCGGGGAAUUGCGUUCAGCUAAACAAGUCCUUACAGGCAUCAGCUCCAGGAUUUACAACCUAGUAAAUCAGGUAAAUCUAAACAUAUCACGCUUGCACGGAGAAGAUUUUAUCCAAGUGUGCAAUCCUUUCUCAGCUCCACCAAACUAUCAAUACGAACCAGAUAGUUGUCCGCCAAAAACCAUAAAGAUUGGAGCAAUUCCUGGGAUGCUAAGGGCGUUAACUUGUUCCGAACUAACAAAUGGAAAAUGUUUGGGAGGAUUAGAUAUUUCCAGAAAAGAUUUUCAGACAGUAGAAGCAUAUUCAAGUUCAAUCCAGACCUUACUUGAUGCUUAUCCUGGUAUGGAAAGUUUACUGAAUUGUGAAUCAGUGAAGGAUGCUUUUACUGAAAUCCUUCAGGACCACUGUGAUCCAUUGAAGAGAUAUAUACGGAUGGUAUGGGCAGCAUUGGUGUUUCUCUCAAUAGUGAUGGUGGCAUUGGUUCUAGCAUGGAUAGCCAAAGCACAUCAUGAGAAGAAAAUACAUUUUGCAAAUGCUUCUGUUAAGCCACAUUCUGUCACUGCAAAUGUGCUGGAAUCUGGAAUUGCUAAAUCAACAAAGGAUGAUUAUUUGUUCGAGCCCUAAUUCAAUCAUGUUCAGCUUCGUAGAGAAAAGAGUACACAAAUAUGUGAAGAAAUGGAGCUGACAAGACUAGAAUAGGAGUAGAGACAUGUCAGUGGGAACUUCUAUUGACAAAAUUAAGAACUUUUUAUUAGGCAUUCUGUAGACAGCCUAACAUGAGGGAUGAACCUCUUAAAGAAAAGAAAUAGAUUCCUAGGAAAAUUACAAUUUAUUUAUUAGGUCGAUUUUUUGCAGCUGAAUGGCAUUGUAAAAUAGCCAUGUCUGAUGUAGAAAACCCAGGACCUCUUGGAGGACAUCCAAGAACAAAGAAUUAUUUUUUUAUUCCCCA
Messenger RNA from Impatiens glandulifera, 1951 nucleotides. RefSeq lists its product as uncharacterized. Lineage: Eukaryota; Viridiplantae; Streptophyta; Magnoliopsida; Ericales; Balsaminaceae. Bases 1 to 1626 code for a protein of 541 amino acids. Gene Ontology annotation, cellular component: membrane. The record is from RefSeq and is a predicted model, not a curated record. The transcript is spliced from 10 exons.